This is a messenger RNA of Alternaria atra, 8112 nucleotides long. RefSeq lists its product as uncharacterized. Bases 1 to 8112 code for a protein of 2703 amino acids. The transcript is spliced from 5 exons. NCBI's taxonomy places the organism in Eukaryota, Fungi, Ascomycota, Dothideomycetes, Pleosporales, Pleosporaceae. The record is from RefSeq and is a predicted model, not a curated record.
AUGCGCCAGUUCGACAAUGUCUCGAUAUCGCCAUGGGCAAACCCAUACGCCAGCGCCAGCACAAACACUGGCAAGAACUUCUAUGCUACCGCGACCCAACCACAGACUCAGCCUGUCUACCGCCGCGUAGUUGCACCUACUCCGAAAUUCUCUUACACGGGCAUUGCGCACGUGAUUGAUGAUAAGGGUAGCAAUGAUGAGCAAGCAGAAUCAGGAAGCGCUUCGACGGCACCAGAUGCCUCAGAGCCACUAGCUGUGUCAGAAGCCACACCAGUAGAGGUCACAUCUUCUGCCAUACCAGAAGUGCCUCCCCCAGGGGAACCUUCAGUAACUACAGAUACACCUUUAGCAACAGUCCCCGCAGAAACUAUACCCGAAGACCCACCAACGCAACAAGCAGAGGCUGUCUCCAGUAGUGGAGAUGAUGUUGUGGCAGCCGAAGUCGUGACCGAGGACGUCAAAGAUGAACCUCCGGGACCAAGCGAUGCCACGAACGUCGAAGUACUGCCGCCUCCGCCGGCUUCACAAGUACCGGUGGAGGUUGAACCUGCCGCACCUGAAGCAGGGCCACCAGCACCAGAGGUUUCGCCAGUACUCCCUAGUGAGCCUGUGCCGCCUCCGCCACCAGCGCCACCCGUGGAUGCAACACCUGAGCCUGUAGUCGUUGAGAGUGAGAAGAGUGGUGAGUCCGAGCAGGCCGCUCAAGAGCCCCCGAAAUCCCCAACCGAAAAGUUUGUCCACUUUGCCUCUGACACGAAAGACCCAGACGCCGCAAAAAAGAAGAAACAAUUGGCGUUUGGUAAAGGCAAGGCCACCGCGUUUGUUCGUCCCAGGAAGCCCUCGAUAUCCGUUCCCCCUCCGUCGCCGCCGAAGGAGGAAAAGAAGAAGGUUAUGACCCCAAUCAGCAUCAUCAAAAAGGAGCGCAGGGGUUCGUUGCUCUCAGCAUUGGCAAGUGAGAAACUGAUAUCCAGCAAAGCGGAUGGUAGGAAGUCAAGAGGGAAGAAAUCUAGUAAUGAUGGAAGUCCACCACCAGGUGAUGAUGGGUCGGUCGUAAUUAUUGAUGGAGAUGCACCCCCUUCAGACGUAUCCGAAAGCGUCAUAAUCGAGGAACCCACCGAAGACGCUUCAGAAUCGAUCGUGAGCGAGACCGUACCCCCACCACCACCGCCGAAUGAUACUCUAGCCGUGGUAGAAGAGGUCGCUAUCGGCGAGGACACUAUGGAGGCACAAGAUAAAGCAGUCACGGACAGCCCUCCGGCUGAAGAUAACGUGCCCAUCGUUGCCGAACCCGCUGCUGAUGCCGAACCAUUGUCGGCAGAAACGCCCGUAGAUACUCCUGAGCCAUCUGGUGAUGCAGCACCACAGCCUGACGUUCCUGUCGCCGCUAUUGAAGAUGCUAGUGCUACUGAGCCCGUAACAGAGGAGACUGCCGCGACCGAUCCCGUCACCGAAGAUACCCCUUCCUCCUCGGAAGAGCCGGCAAUGGAUGCGGCUCCCGAAGAACCAGCUUCUACACCAGAGCCACCUGUAGAAGCUUUGGAUGCCACAAGCGAUGAGCCACAACCAUCCAGCGAAGCGGAAUCCGGACAAGAACAAGCUUCAACAGACAGCGGAGACGUGGUCGUGCCAGAAAUAGCAUCUUCAGACGAAGUGAAGCCAGCCGAAGCGGAUAGCUCUGUUGAAGCGACACCAGAGCCAGCAGAAGAACCUGUCGUCGCGGAAGAACCUGUCAUCGCGGAAGAGGAAGCCAGCCUGCCUGCAGUGGAGGAUACACCUACCACUGAGGACUCAGCCGUAGUUGAAGAACCACCCUCUGCUGUGGAAGAGGCGCCGGCUGUCGAAGAACAACCUCCUGCUCCGGAAGAAACACCGGCAGCUAACGAUCCGCCAGCUACCGAAGAGACGUCCGCUGUUGAGGAGGCGGGUGUCGUAGACGAACCACCUGCGGUUGAACAGACAACCACUGCCGAAACGGCACCCUCUGGAGAAGAGACGACGUUUGCAGACGAACAAGCUCCGACUGAAGAAGUACCUGCUGUUGAUGAGACGACUGCUCCUGCAGAGUCGGCCACUACUGAGGAACCAUCCCCCUCCGGAGAUACUUCAGAUACUGAAGAUACCCCCGUUACCGAGAAACCGUCCUCGAUUGAAGUGGCACCGGCUGUUGAGGAGACAGCCGCUGCCGGAGAAGAAGCUUCUCAGGCUGACAAUAUGCCCGAUGCUCCAGACACAGCUGCUGCAGAGGAGACACCAUCCUCUACAGACAGCCCCGCCACUGACGACACCCCAGCUAUUGAAGACUCACCGGCACCCGAAGACACUCCUGCCACAGAGGACACACCGACUGUUGAAGAGACUUCUGCACCUGAAGAACUACCAAAGACUGAAGAAGAAAUCAUUGUCGACGAGUCACCUGCUACUGAAGAGACACCAGCCAGUGAGGCGACUAUUGCCGCUGAAGCGAUAGCUACUUCCGACGAAUUGCCUACUGUUGAGGAGGCACCCACAGCUGAGACACCUGCUGCUGAAGACAUACCUGCUGCUGAAGACAUACCACCUAAUGAGUCUUCUCAGGCUGAGGUAGUAGAAGUUACUGCUGAACCAGAGCCAGAACAGAGUGUUGCCCAAGAACAGCCUUUAGCCGACGAGAAGCAAGAUGUCGAAACAUCUCCUGCAGCGGAUCAAGAGCCUCCGGUUGAGACCUCACCAGCAGCAGAACAGGUCGAUGCUGCACCUCAAAAUACUUUGAAUGAAGGAGAAUCUGAUGGGUCUCAACCCUCGGCUGUUGAAGAUUCUUCCCUAGAACUUCCCACUACUGAAGAAGCUCCGGAGCCUGAGACUGUCACAUCCGACGACCUGCCGGCGACUGAGAAGGAUGACGAAGUUGAAGUUGUAGAUGCUGGAGAACCGGAGGCCAAGCCGCUGACAGAUGUCGCUGAGUCAGAUAAGUCGUGUGCUGAUACCACGGAUGAGUUGCAAGCCGAUGACACGACUGAAACUUCAGUCACAGUAAACGCACCCGUACCUACUCCAGCCGACGACGCUAGCGAGUCUACAACAGCGCCACAAGAAGCGGAUUCUUCAAGUGCUUCUCAGUCGACUGAGGACGACGUACCGACACCUUCACCUGAGGACACCCAAACAACCGAAGUCAUGGCUGAUGUAGCACAAGGCGAGCCUGUUGUAGCGACCGAAGGCACCGCUGAUACUGAAGGUGCCAACAAUGAGCCAGAUGAUAAGGCAAUCAUUGCACCUCUCGAAGUCGUGACAGCGGAGACUGUAGCAAACGAUGAGGACAUGGCGACCGCAGACACUAUGCAAGAUAUUUCCGAUUGGGAGAAAGAUGAAAACGAUGUCAGCGAUAUAGGUAUCUCCGACUGGGAAAUUGACGAUGAUGCUUCAUCGCAGGCUGGUGAGAGCGACACCAACCCUUCUGAGCACCAAGACUUUGAAGACGACAGCAUCGCUCAAGAUACAUCUGAGCCUACACCAGAAACAGAGAAGCCAACAGAUCAGCAGGAACCCGAGGUCGUAGAGCAGGUUCAGCAGAUCGACACUGCAGCCUCUGUUCCGCCUACCGAUGUCGUCGUUGAGGACGAGCAGCCUGCCGGCGACACAUAUACGACUCUUGAACCAGAGGCGUCGGAGCAGAACGAUGCUACGCAACGAGGCCCAGACGAGACACAAGAUGAGGAGCCCUCAACCUCUGACCCAACAGCAGAGCUAUGUGAGCCACCAGAGACGGUCUCUGAAGCUCAUGAAACCGCAAUCGAUCAAGAGCCAAUCCAAGUCGAAGUUGAUUCGCCUAGUCAAGACGAUACUGGAGAUGCAAAGCCCACUACUGGUAGUCAGGAUGUCGUCGACACAGCUGACAAUGUGCCUACACCACAAGAACCCGACACAAGUAUCAGCCAACCAGAUGCAUCAGAGGAGAACACCAUCAGCGAUUCGGGCACGGACGCACCAGAGGAUGCGACUGUACACGAAUCGCCGGCCGCUGAGUUGGAGCCGGCGGUGAAUGGCGAGGCUGCCAAGGACAGCGAGCAAGUCAUAGUCUCGGCUACACCCGAUGACGUGGAGAAUCCAGAUGCAUGCACAGCCGAGACUGAAGCAGCUCUACCCAACCUUGACGAUAAUUUGAACGAACCAUGCGCAAGCAUCCCGGCUGACGCGACAAGCGAAGUCAGCCCAGACCCUGUCUCCAAAGAAGCUGACGUUGAGACGCCGAUUGAACAACCAGCGAUUGAAGAGAACCAUACGGAAGACGCCGUGGGCGAUUCAACUGUUGUUCAAGAUAAUCCUCAAACGACCGAUCAUGAUGUUGUAGUAGCAAACAUUGCGCUAGCAGAAGCCGAACCCUACUCUCCACCAGACAUGCCGACCAAGAAAGCGCCGGAAGUGGUUCCCGAGGACGUUGAGUCCGAUCAGAAUUCGGAGGUUUCAAUGGACGCGAACACUGGACCAUUGCCGGAUGAUGGGUCAGCGAAAGAGCAGGAUUCCGAUGCGGGAAGUGAGUCUGGGUCUGAGUCCGAAGAUGAUAACUGGUCUUCGUCUGAGGUAUCUGCUGCGCCUCCGGCAUCCGAAGUUCCACAAGCCGACGACACGCCUGACUCGGCACCCGCUCAAGAUGAAACAGCCAAUGCCGAAGAUGUUCCGCCGAGUGAGGAUGCUGCUGUCGCUGUUACCGAGCCUGAUGCGCCGCCGGAGGGCCAGUCAAUUGUUGAUGACGAUGCUGGCUCAGAUGACGAGUCUGCUUCGGAGCUUUCCUCAAAAGGCCAUGAAGAGGAACAGAGUACGGUGUCGGUGGAAGAUGCCGCGAACCCUGACGAUGAAGAAGCUGCCGAGAGUCAGGAGCCAUCAGUAGAAUCCGCCCCAGUCACGGAAACGCCUCCAGGGUUAUCGCUCGAAGUAAAUGUCGCAACAUCUGAGAUUAUCCCAGAGGCGGAGUCCCCAGCAUCGGAGGUCGACGACCCAUCUGAUCCCGCUCUCGAAACGGUUUUAGAGGAAGAACAGGCCGGCGAUGAUGAUGCUGGUGCUGUUAUCCAAGAAGAGUCAGCCAAUGACGACUCCUUGGUAUCAACAGAAGGGUCCACUGGGCCUGAAGAAGAGGUAGCAGCAGCUAUGGAAGUGCCCGAGCCGGCUGAUGCACCAGGAGUAGAAGAAGAGGCCUCCCAGGAGGAUGAGGCUCAUAAAGCCUCUCUGGUGAGCGGAUCUGACAGUCAGAGCGAGAUGGGAGAGUCGAUCUCACCACCGGAGGACCUUGUUGACGCCGAGAACGAUGUUACUCAGGCUUCAAUCGACACGGAAGAAACAGACGAUGGCGUACCGGAAGCUGAAGAUUCAAUGAUCGAGGAGGCCGCUAAUGCCGAGGAGCAAGCAUCUGAAGCGGGAGAUGCACCAACGACUGAGCAAGAGGCGGAACAGCCCACCGAAACAGAGACAGCGGAAGCAGUCGCAGAGGAACCUGAAGCGGAGCCAGUAGAACCAGAUGCUGAUAUAGACAACACUGACGAGGCGUCGGCUGACGAGGUCGACGAUACGCAAGAACCGGCGGCGACGCCAGAUGAAGCCCCUGAAGCUGAGCCUGAUGUAGCCGAGGAGGACGAACCCGUCGACCCUGCACCUGUAGAGGAAUCGGUCGAUAUUCAGCCAGCAUCUCCUGUUGAGGACGCACCAGAUUCGCCUGCUGAGGAGGCCAGUUCAGAUGAUGGUUCUGAAGAUGCUGUGGAGGAUCAUGAACCAUCAGCAGUUGAGGUAAGCCAAGAGAAGGAUGCCGAGGCGGAGGAAGCACAAGCCUCACCGGAGCCAGCGCCAGCAGAUGAUACACCACCUGAAGAGGCUGCAGCAGAGGUAGUAGAGGCACCUGCCGAGCCUGCUGAACUAGUGGUAGAAGACGAUAUUGUCGAAGAAGCUGCCGCAGCCGUUCAUGACCCACCUUCCGGCCCAGAACCAGACCAAGUAGCUGAAGAACUCAACGACGACGAAGAGCCGGCACCAGCGCCUUCUGCUGAGCCCGAGGAAGAACAGCCACAGGCACCACCCGAAGAAGCCCCUGUUGAAGAGCAGCCAGAACCCGACUCUACAGCUACCGUUGAAGAGUCCGAGCCACCAGCUGAACCAAUUCCGGAGGAGCCCGUGGAACUAGCUGAGGCGACAGUGGCGCCAGAGCUAACAAAAGAAGCCGAGGAACCCGCUCAACCAGAGCCAGAUGCUACAGCCGAAGUUGUGGUGGAGGACGAUGGUGCAAGGGAUGUGUCGGCACCAGACCCAGAGGCGGAGACGGAAGAAAUUGUAGCGGAUAGGUCCCUCGAUAUUGGUGAAAGUCCGAGCGCACCUCCGCCGCCACCACCUGCCGUUGUUGCUGCAUUGGUCGAUACCACUGAUGAUCAUAUGGUCAAGGAGCGCGAUUUUGCAGUGGAGGACGACCCAUCAGCUGAUACUCCCAGCCGUGAGAAGACUCGUCGCCGAUAUUCGCACUCCCGUCGCGAGAGUCAACACCAGUCUAGCCGUAGACGUGAAAGUGGUGCUAGCACUAGGGAACGACCAACAAUGCCAAUUUCGGCCGUCCCUGAUGUGCCAAGAACAAGACGGCGUGACAGUAUGACUGAGCGCGAAGCUGAGCGAAGAAGAGAAAGACUCCGCGAGGCCGAGAAACCGAGUAGUGGCAGCGACAGAGAGAAGGCAUAUGAGAAGGCAUAUCCAGAAUACCGCUCACGCCAUCGAGAAGCUAGGGGUGAAGAGAGGUACAGCAAGCGCCAACCUGCUGAGGAAGUCGACGAAGAAGCCGAAAGACAGAAACGACGUGAAGUGCGGCGAGCUGAGAGGGCUGAGAGAGAGCGGCUUGCUGCAGCAGACGCUGCCCGCCUGAAGGCUGAGGAGGAAGCGAGAAAGUUGGAGCAUCGUGAGCGACGUCGUGCGGUCAGACGUGCCGAAGAAGAGCUUAUGAGAGCAAUGGAGGAACGUAAGAAGCUGAAAGAGGAGAAGAGGAUUGCAAUGGAAGAAGAGGAGAGACGUCUUCGACAUGAGAAGAGGCGGCAACGACACGAGGCUGAGAAGGAGGCGAGGCGCUUGGAGCAAGAGAAGAUUGAACAGGCUGCGCGCGAAGAAGAAGAGGCACGGAGGUUGCGGCGUCAGAAGAGGGCGGAGCGAGAAGCAGCCAAAGCGGCCGGUUUGAAGCCGAAGGACGAGCUUGUUGAACUUUCUCGCGAUGCUGCUCGACGAGCAGCAGAGGAAGAUGACGACAAUGCUUCACCCCCGCCUCCAUUACAGCCCACCGGCGACGAAACCCCUCCUCGUAGUGCACCGCGCAGACGCUUGAGUACUCGAGAGACUCCACCAAACGUGAAGCGCGGUAGCCUCUUUGGCGGCAUCUUUGGUCGCUCGAAGCCCGAUCCGACCCCACCGAGUUCGAAACCGUCCAGGUCAACUCGCGCUCGCGCAAAUACUCUAGAGACGACGCCUGCCAAGUCAUCGCGAAGAGAACCGGAAGCCGAGCGGCCGUCAAGCAGAGACCAAUCAUCAGACCAAAGCCGAGAACGUCCCGAGCGCAUGCACCGCAGUCGGCGUGCUUCUCACAGUCAACGCCGCUUCGCUUCUGCAGAGGAAGAAGCUGACUACUACAAAUGGAAAGAGGAGCGACGUUAUAUGCGCCGUCCCGAGCACGAAAUGUCUGGUGGGCGGGAUGGAGGGAUUUCUCUUCCGCCGCCGCCUCCGCCACCUGAGGAUCUACCUCCUCCACCUCCUGAGCCUUUCGAAUACGAGCCAGAGCCAGAGCCCGAACCCGUCGAGCAGGCUGGAUCGCCAGUGAUCGAAGACGCAGCUGCAGUCGUCGGUGAACUCUCAAUCUCCGAUGAGGAGAGACGCGAGCGUCGUCGAAGCAGGCGUAUGUCCAAGCCAGAAGAACGCCCAAAGACACGCCGUAUCUCCAUCGUCGAAAAAGAGAGACCAUCCGGUCGUCGGGUAGAGUCUGAUCGGCCCCGCGCUCGAGACCAUGGCGAUGAGCGGUCAAGGCCGAGACGCGGCGAGACUGACCGACGAGACAGGAGGAAGAAGAAAGAAGAGUCAAGCGGCCUUAAAGGGUUGUUUGGAGGGUUGAAGAGGAGAAUUACUUGA